AUGACGGCCAAGAAAGAUUCCAAGAAUAACAAGUCGGCCUCGGGAGGCGUGAAUGCCACGACACUGAAUCUGACAUGGAUUGAUAGAAUAGAGCGCGAGCAUAAGGCUUCGAAAGAGCAUACUACCAAAUGGGCUGAAUACCAAGCGGCUCUGUAUCCAGAGAGUGGCGCUAAGCUUCAGCAGAUGAGUCUCUGGAACCCUGCAUCAUCCAUAUCAUACAAGGUCGAGAAAACGCCCAGACCAUUCCCUACUACCCAACACAUUGUUGGAAUGUCUUCAAGACCGGCUCCUCCCCCAGCCCCAAAGUCUAGAUAUCAUCACCCUGCAACAGAAGGCAUGGAAAUAGGAUGGGUGUAUGAGGGCUCCAAGUCCGUGCUGUCGUUAGAGUCAAAACUAUUUUAG
Molecule: messenger RNA, 402 nt
Organism: Synchytrium microbalum
Lineage: Eukaryota; Fungi; Chytridiomycota; Chytridiomycetes; Synchytriales; Synchytriaceae
Exons: 4
Coding region: 1-402 (133 amino acids)
Source: RefSeq, a predicted model, not a curated record